Messenger RNA from Tupaia belangeri chinensis (Chinese tree shrew), 9317 nucleotides. It is a transcript of the gene PER2, whose product is annotated as period circadian regulator 2. Gene Ontology annotation, biological process: negative regulation of transcription by RNA polymerase II; entrainment of circadian clock by photoperiod; circadian regulation of gene expression. The record is from RefSeq and is a predicted model, not a curated record. Gene Ontology annotation, molecular function: transcription cis-regulatory region binding; transcription corepressor binding. Gene Ontology annotation, cellular component: cytoplasm; nucleus. The coding region runs from base 4680 to 8474 and encodes 1264 amino acids. NCBI's taxonomy places the organism in Eukaryota, Metazoa, Chordata, Mammalia, Scandentia, Tupaiidae. The transcript is spliced from 24 exons.
CCUUCUUUAAACCAUUGUCUUUUACAGAUCCUCACCCCCCCACUCGCCCCGCCAAGGGUAAGGCCAAGGGAACUGAGGGUCAGUGCGCUGUCCUGGAGGGCUCCUGGGGGCCGGCUUUCUGUUCCACCCGCAGGAUGAGCACUGCACUAGGACGUUUCCCGAGCAGCCCACGGCUGGGCUGGAGUGCUGUGAGCAGAGAUGACACUCCUCUGCCAGGCGUGGGCCCUGAGGGCAGGAGGGCACCUGGUACGCCCCCUUCGGCCCUGAACUACCCAGCAUCCAUUCCUUCCCUCCAGGAUGGACAGAAGGGGAAGGCCACUUUCAUACCACCCUCUGGGUGGGCCUGGGCUGCCAAGUCCCCAGUGGGCCAGCGGAUGGGAGAGGCCUGUUCCAGCUCCUGGAAGGCCAGGGCCAGGGAUGGCAGGCUGGUUGCCUGUGUUUGUGACCCAGACACAGGAGCUAGUGUGGAAGCUGGUUCAUACUCAGAGCAACGGAGCCAGAGGCACCCUGGAAACCUCUGGGGUCUUUGCAUCUCCCUGGGUUAGACCUUCAGAGAUUCAGUGGAGGCAUGGAAUAGGGUGUUGAAUCCCAAGUGGCUGGAAUUUAGGAGAUGUCAAGAACCUUGGCACCACAGCCGAAGCCCCGAAAGGACUCCUGCCCACUCCCAUGUCUGGCUCAGCAUGGACACUGGCCUCCUUGGCUUCAGAGGGGACACCCCACCUAGCCCACCCGAGGGUGGUUCCCGGUCCCAGGCUGGGUCUGGGUGAGGAGAGAGUGGUACCCCGGAAGGCUCUAAGUGGGCACUGAGUGUGUACACACACGGCUGCUGGCUUUCUGUAAGGUGUGGAGUGUGAUGCAGAGUGGGGCUCCUCUAGGUGGAAGCUGUGUGACGUGCCAGCGCGGGCGUGGGACUGUGGGUGUUUGCCGCUAGCUGUCACCAUCAGCUUGGUGUGAUUCAUUGGUACAGAGCUAACACAGCCCUGGCUUUCGGUGGAGGCCAGUGCACUGGGGGCGGGGGAGUCCCUGAGCCCACAAGCCGGCUGUUCCUGGGAGACUCAGCAUCUGCUCUGGGCCUCAGUGUCCUUGUCUGUGUGGAGGGGCUCAGAUUAGGCGAUCUUCGAGAGCCACUUCAGCUGCGGGACUUGGGGUUCCUGUUGUUCUGGUAGCUUUUCCCAGGCCCUGCACAGGGAUGGGAGUGCUCCCGCCUGGGGUCGCGAAGAGCCCCCAGUGAGGCAUGCCCACUCUGCACAGGGGGAAAGGGCAGGCGCCUCGCCUCCGCAUCUUAAGCACACUUGGCUCUCUAAAAAAUGUGGGGAGGCACGCUUCUGCUUGCAAUGAUGAUGUCACUCCAGGCCCUAGCCGCCACAGGGCGGAGCCACUCAGCAGUCAGUCCCGAAGAAAGAGCUGCACUGGCGUGGCACUUACCUUCUCAAAGCUACCAUCUCCAGCAGAACUAGCGUGACCUGCAGCUCUGCGGACGCUGGGUCACCUGCCGACCCAGGGGCCUCUGCGGGGCCCGUUCCCUAAGCCCUGGCGCUUCCCUCUGGGGACUUGAGCCCUUGCUUCAACUCUCCACUUUCACUGUAGAUGGCUUUGUAACAAGUGUUCCUGCACGUCCAGGUACAGGCCAAGGCGGAAACAGUGAGUGGGCUGUGGCCCCGAGCCUCGCCUGCCUGGAAGGCUUCCCCGUGCUUUUCCUGGAGGUGACAGAGAGAAAUCAUAAGCUGCUCUUCCAGGAGAAAGAGAUCAGAAACCUGGUAACAUAAGAACAGCUCGGGUCCCGGAGGAACAGAUCCCUCUGCUUCCUAGAACCCUCUGACCCGGAGCAGCCCGUUCCCUGAGCACCGAGCCAGGAGUGGGCUCUCACACACGGUGACUGCCCUAGACCGGUGUGUGUCACCCCAUGGCGUUAGAGCUGCGUGGAGAGCUGUGGAAGGAGCCCUAGCAAGGCCCAGACAAUGCCUCUCCUGGGCCCUCCUCCCCUAGCGGUCACGUUUUCCUUGGUUACCCAGCCGUUGCCAUGGGGAACGGCUGUUUGUUUAGCAGGACAAACAUUUUCUCUGGCUUAUGGCAGGCUGGCCUCAGGGAGUUGGCUCCUGCCAGGAAGUAGAAAACGGCUAUUCUGUUGGGGCUGCAAGUACCGCCAGACUUGCAGACGCAGAGUCCAGAGAGUUCAAGAACAGGCAGAAUCAGCCAGUGCAACGAGCCAGCCUAGUGGGGACGCUGGAGAGGGCCGAGGUCGGGAAGGCACCAGGAAGCUCUGGGGGGCUGCAGCUCCUGCCAGAUCUGGGAGCUGGUUGUGGGUGUUCGGUGUGCGAAGCAUGUCACAGUGCAGGAGUCUUCUCACGGGCCUCACUCCGUCUCCAGUGUGGUCACUCGGGUGACUAGGCCGCAGGCUGGUCCCUGACUGCCUUAGGCGUAAGGGCUCCCAGUGCGUGAAGCCUCUACCCCCGGGCAGUGGGCUGCAGCUGGGGCCAGGCUGUGCUUUCAUUCUUAGCUUUGCGUUUGUUACGACGUGCCGUGGAGACUGCGGCUGUCUGCGAGGACAGAGCUCACAGGAUGAACCCUGAGACCCCAUCAGCCAGCUUCCGAAUUGUCUGGCUCCUGGCCUCUCUCCUGCCACAUCCCUGCCCGCUGCCUCCCUGCCUCCCUGCCUCCCUGCCCUGAUCCCAGGCUCUGUGAGCUCAUUGCACUCGUUUCCGAGUACUCCUCUGUCUGGUCCGAGAACCCGCUGCCCGAGGUAUGGCCGCGUGACCUGGUCGGGGUCCAGGCUCAACUUCUCUCCUCAGUCUGACCCUUGUCUAGGGGCAGAGCCGUUUGUGACCUUGGGGGGGGGCGAGGAUACCCAAGGGACAGGCUCAUGUGGGGACUCUCCUGGCUCUCCCGCAGCCCUCUCCAGCCAGGCUGCCCCUCUUCCCUCCCUCCUGAGCGCUUUCCUCUCCCUCCCCCAGCGUUGUGGUGUAGCUGGGCUCGCAUGCUGGCGUGAGCAGGCCCGGGUGAAUGUCUGUGGGAGGCAGGAGGCCAAGUCUGCUCGGCCUGGCACGCUGGCUCUGCCAGCUGGGCAGAGUGCAGCCAGUCCAUGGAGCCGUGCAUUUUCUGGAAUUGGGAGGUGUUGGGCGGUGUGUCUGAGUUGUCGUUCCACACGUUGCCAUGCUGCCCAACCCCCUUGCAAAAAGACGGACCUCCCACCUGAGGUGAUCCGGCCCUGGCAACUCGUGUUCACUCAGGCUCCAGGAGCUAGAAGCACGGAGUGAAAACCGGGAUCCCGGAGCCACCGGCCCCCGACACGCCAAGGCAGUGACUUGUUCAGCGCGAGGCUCCUCCAAGGAUGCCGGCCCUGCUGGGCAGGGGUGGCCACAAGCUCUCCAUCCUUUAAGUACAGGCCGGGGGCAGCUCCUGUGGCCAUAAAAUCAAUGGAACCUCUCCUCCCUGUUUGUUUCCUUCUUUCCUGAGAGAGACCAAGAAGUAAGCACCCGGCAGGUCUUCGCGUCGUGACCCCAGUGCCAGCCAGCUCGAUCGCAGGCACACACGCGAGCCCAGCGUGUACAGGGGAGGCCUCCGGACGUGAGCGAGUGCCGCCCCUGUGGGCUAUCCCGUGGAGCACUGCCGCCACUCCUGGUUGUCACCUGGUAUGAGUCCCUGCGGUGACCUGCAGUGACAGGUGCUCAGGCCAUGUCAUUUCAUCUUCCCACCAACAGACAGGAGGCAGGGCCCUCGUUCUCCAUAUCCCAUAGACGAGGAAGAAGGCGCAGAGCGGCCGAGGACCUUGUCUGUGGUCACACCGCCAGGAAGGGCAAAACUCGGGAACCCCAGCCACCAGGCUCAUUCCCUUCCCCACUCUGCUGCCUCCGAGGCCUUCACGACUCCUCUGGGGAGGGCUGUGGGGGUGCCAUGGGUGGUAUCCAGGGUGCGAGGGGGUCAAGAGUGAGAGAGCGUCUGGACGCCCUGCAGCCCCUUGGCCACAGAGCCCCACGAGGCCUCCUCGCUUCCACCCCCCACCCGUGUUUCCGCACAGGCCGGGCAGCCAUCGCCCACUCAGCACAAAGCCCGGGCCCUGCCCCUGCACAGUCCUGCCAGGCGCACCACGAUCUGGCCCUGCUGUCGCUCUCAAGUCACUUCACCUCCUGCCCUCGGCCACUCUGCUCCAGCCUUGCCCAUCCUCAAACAGCAUUGCACAGUCCUGCCUCAGGGCCUGUGCACUCGCUGCCGCCCGCCUCGUACUCUGGUAGCCGGGCCCUGGGCCCGUCGGGACGUGUAGUUUGCUCUCUUGAAAGCAGAGUGCGGAGCGAGGCUCAGUGUUCACUUUACUGGAAGGUGCAGCCCCCCAGCACAAGGGAGGUGAGGAAGAGCAGCCUGGAGAGCCCGGGCCAGCCGCCACCUCACUGAGACCAUGCCCUGCCCCACAAGGACACCCAGCUGUGGCUCAGCCCCGAGGGCCCCAUGGAAAGGCCAUCUGAACAGGAAGACUUUCUAACGCCACUGCCUCCAUGCACAAGAGCCCCCGGUCCCCACCUCCUCGGUAACGGCCAGGGCGAAGGAUUUCCGCGUUUUCCUGAUGGGAGUUGAGUGCCUUCCCAGCAGUUCAGAGGACCGGCUUUUCUCUGCAGAACAGCCUCAGCUUCUCCGCUUCCAAAGGUCACUGCCUCUCCGGCUUCAUCAACUUCAUCCUGGACCCCACCAUGAACGGGUACGUGGAGCUUCCCCCCGGCCCCAGCAGCCCCACCAAGGAGCUGGCAGAGCCCACGCCUGGCCAGGCCCCACUCCAGGAAGACGUGGAUAUGAGCAGUGGCUCCAGUGGAAACGAAAACUCCAUGGGGCAGGACUCGCAGGGCAGUGACUGCGACGACAGCAGGAAGGAGCUGGGGAUGCUGGUAGAGCCGUCAGAUGCCUGCCAGAGUGCAAGUGCCUUCAGCCUGAUGAUGGCCAAGUCUGAACACACCCCGCCUGCGAGUGGCUGCAGCAGCGAGCAGUCUGCCAAAGCGGACACACACAAGGAGCUGGUGAAGACGCUGAAGGAGCUGAAGGUCCACCUCCCUGCAGACAAGAAGGCCAAGGGCAAGGCCAGCACGCUGGCCACCUUGAAGUACGCCUUGAGGAGCGUGAAGCAGGUGAAAGCGAACGAGGAGUACUACCAGCUGCUGAUGGCCAGCGAGAGCCACCCCUGCGGCGCGGACGUGCCUUCUUACUCCACAGACGAAAUCGAGAGUGUCACCUCCGAGUACCUCGUGAAGAAUCCGGACAUGUUUGCCGUGGCUGUGUCCCUGAGUACUGGGAAGGUCCUGUACAUCUCUGACCAGGUGGCGUCCAUAUUCCACUGUAAGAGAGACGCCUUCAGCGAUGCCAAGUUCGUGGAGUUCCUGGCCCCCCACGACGUCAGCGUGUUCCACAGCUCCACCACGCCCUACAGGCUCCCGUCCUGGAGCAUCUGCGGCCGAGUCGACUCUUUUACUCAAGAAUGCACGGAGGAGAAGUCUUUCUUUUGCCGCGUCAGUGUGGGGAAGAGCCACGAGAACGAGGUUCGCUACCACCCCUUCCGCAUGACGCCCUACCUGGUCAAGGUCCGGGACCGGCCUGCUGCCGAGAGCCAGCUCUGCUGCCUCCUGCUGGCGGAGAGGGUGCACUCCGGCUAUGAAGCUCCUCGAAUUCCUCCUGAAAAGCGAAUUUUUACGACAACACAUACACCGAAUUGUUUGUUCCAGGACGUGGACGAGAGGGCCGUCCCCCUCCUGGGCUUCCUCCCUCAGGACCUGAUCCAGACGCCUGUGCUCAUGCAGCUUCACCCCAGCGACAGGCCCCUGAUGCUCGCCAUCCACAAAAAGAUCCUGCAGUCAGGCGGGCAGCCCUUCGACUAUUCCCCCCUUCGCUUCCGUGCCCGGAACGGGGAGUACAUCACGCUGGACACCAGCUGGUCCAGCUUCGUCAACCCGUGGAGCAGGAAGAUCUCCUUCAUCAUCGGGAGGCACAGAGUCAGGGUGGGGCCUUUGAAUGAGGACGUGUUUGCAGCCCACCCGUGCGUGGAGGAGAAGGCCCCGCCCCCAAGCAUGCAGGAGCUCACAGAGCAGAUCCACCGGCUGCUACUGCAGCCCGUCCCCCACAGCGGCUCUAGCGGUUAUGGGAGCCUGGGCAGCAAUGGCUCCCACGAACACCUCCUGAGUCAGACCUCCUCCAGCGACAGCAACGGCCAUGAGGACGCCCGCCGCAGGAGAUCCGAAAUUUGUAAAAAUGGGAACAAGACCAAAACCAAAAAUUACUCUCACGUGCCUGUAGGACAGAAGAAAAGCGGUGCUGCAGAAAUGCAAAGCCGUUCCUUGAUGGAAGCUGUCCCUGCAGCGGAGAAGGACAGCUCGGGGGCCAGCAUCCCUGAGGCUGGCUUCCCCGAGGAGCUGGCCUGCAAGGGCCAGCCUGCCUGCUCCUACCAGCAGGUCAGCUGCCUGGACAGCGUCAUCAGGUACCUGGAGAGCUGCAGUGAGGCGGCCACGCUCAAGAGGAAGUGUGAGUUCCCAGCGAACAUCCCCACACCGAAGUCCAGCGACAGGCGGAAGGCCACGCUCAGCCCUGGGCUACGCUCUGGAGAGACAGCACCACCCUCCAAGGUGAACAGCCACGCGGAAGUUAGUGCUCGCCUGACCUCGCUGACGUUGCCCGGCAAGGCCGAGAGCGUGGUGUCCCUCACCAGCCAGUGCAGCUACAGCAGCACCAUUGUCCACGUUGGGGACAAGAAGCCACAGCCCGAGUUAGAGAUGGUGGAAGACGCUGCCAGUGGGACUGAGUCCCUGGACUGUCUGGCAGGCCCCUCCCUGCCCUGCGGCCACGGCCAGGAGAAGGAGCCCUUCCAGAAGCUGGGCCUCACCAAGGAGAUCCUGGCCGCGCACACCCAGAAGGAGGAACAGAGCUUCCUGCACAAGUUCAGGGAGGCCAGGAGGCUCAGCCUCUGGCAGCCCCACUGCCAUUACCUGCAAGAGAGGGCCAAGGGCCAGGGCGGCGAGCGAGCGGCUCCUGGACUAAGAAAUACUUCCGGAAUAGAUUCCUCUUGGAAAAAGUCUGGGAAGAACAGAAAACUGAAGUCCAAACGGGCCAAGCCACGAGACUCCUCAGAAAGCACUGGGUCUGGGGGGCCAGUUCCCCACCGGCCCCCACUCGUAGGACUGAACGCGACGGCCUGGUCGCCCUCGGACACGUCCCAGUCCAGCUGCCCUGCUGUGGCCUUUCCCACCUCCAUGCCAGCUUACUCCCUGCCCAUGUUCCCAGCACCAGGAAUUGUGCCGGGGCCAGGGGCAGUGGUGGCGCCACCUGUGGCUCCCCAUGCCAGCUUCACAGUGCCCACCGUGUCUGUGGACGCCCAGCAGCAGUUUGUGGUCCAGCCCCCGCCACUCGCCGCCCCCUUGGCCCCAGUGGUGGCGUUCAUGUUACCCAGCUGUCCCUUCCCUCCAGAGACCCCAAGCCUGAGCCAGGCCUUCUUCCCCGGCCAGCCCCACUUCCCGGGCCACCCCACGCUCACACCUGGGACAGCCCCUGCCUCGCAGCCCGAGUCCCCAAGUCGGACUUCGCUCCUCAGACAAUCGUGCGCUUGCCCGGCCACCCCGGCCACCCCACCACUGGCCGCGGGAGCCGUGGGCAGGGCCUCCCCGCCCCUCUUCCAGUCCCGUGGCAGCUCACCCCUGCAGCUCAACCUGCUGCAGCUGGAGGAAGUUCCCGAGGCUGGCCCUGGUGUCACGGGAACUUCCGGGACUUCAGGGACAGCGGCUACCCAGCCUGACCGCAAACCUGGCACUUCCCAGGAGCAGCAGCCAAAGGCACCCUCCACACACGAGGAGCCCUCGGACACCCAGAACAGUGACGCGCUGUCCACGUCCAGCGACCUGCUCAACCUCUUGCUGAACGAGGACCUCUGCUCGGCCACAGGGUCGGCCCUGUCUGGGAGCGGAGCCUCUGCCACCUCGGACUCCCUGGGCUCUGGCUCUCUGGGCUGCGGUGUGGCUGGGAGUGGGGCAGGUAGCAGCGACACGAGUCACACCAGCAAGUACUUCGGCAGCAUCGACUCUUCGGAGAGCAGUCACAGAGCAAAAGCGGCCGCGGCCACGGGGGAAGGCGAGCACUUCCUCAAGCACGUGCUGCAGGGCCCCAUCUGGCUGCUGAUGGCCGACACGGACGGCAGCGUCAUGAUGACAUACCAGCUGCCUCCCCGAAAUGUAGAUACGGUUUUGAAGGAGGACAGGGAGAAGCUAACGCUCCUGCGGAAAGCCCAGCCCCGGUUCACGGAGUCGCAGAAGCGGGAGCUACGUGAGGUCCACCCGUGGGUGCAGACGGGCGGCCUGCCCACGGCUAUUGAGGUGACGGGAUGUGUUUACUGUGAAAACAAGGAGAAGGACAACUUUCGCAUACCGUAUGAGGAGGAUAUCCCUCCUCUGGGACUCAGUGAUGCAUCCGACACCAAAGAAGAAGAGAAUGGACCUCCCCCCGGGUCACAAGAAUGAAGAACAGGCACAACCAUGCCUCCCCCCUUAAGCUAGAGACCCACGCUAGAUGUGCUUGGAAGAGGUGAUAGAUUUCCACAUUUGUUGUUAAUGAAAUGAACAUAGAUACUUUGGUUGCUUUUUUUGUUUUAGGGGGAAAAAGUUUUCUGAAGUGGUAUCUCAACAUUGGAGAGUGGGGAGUUUGGGAAGAAAUACACUUUUAUAUGUGAAAUAUAAAUGCGGGAUUUGGGGGAAUGGCGAGAGAGGUCUUGGUUAUUGUUCAACUCGAAAAGGACCCCAGCACCCCUGUAGGUGACAGGGACACCAUGAUGACCUCCAUCCUCUGCCUCCUUGGGGCUGUCCCCAGGCGUUGCUCCAGGCUGCGGGAAAUGGCCAGGUGCCACAUGUGACUGAGCUGAGGGCAGCGGCCUUCCAGAGCUUCUCCUGGCUGUGUUUGGGUCAGAUCCAAAUCCACCCUGUCUCGGGGACUGCUUUUCAUCUAAAUUAUCAUGUUGUCGGCUAGUUUUUUGUUUGUGUGUUUGUUUUUAACACACCAAGUGGUGAUGCCAGCCUCUCCUAAUUUUCUUUCAAAACGUUUCCUGUUGAGUGAUGGGCGCGUAGUUUGGCAGACUGACAGCCCGGGCGUCCGGUGCUGCAGGUGGAACGUUUUGGUCUGACCUGACCUUUCUCUGUGGAGCACUCAGUGGAAAGGCUUGCCCUGGACCAGAUGAGCGGAGCCUUGUCCACGCUGCAGCGCACACCCAGGCCCUCUCUAUGUCUCUGCGUCGUUCCUGAAUUUCCUUCAGACCCCGAUGGCCAAUAUGACAUCAAAAUAUGUCAUCGGUCAUCUUGUGGUGGCUUCCC